CUCCGUCUGCAAUGCCAGGUUAAUUUUCCCCGAGCUGGCGACGGUCGGGUGGUGCAGCACGAACGCCGAUGCCGAGGCAUCUGAAACCAGGAGUUACCGGACGGGGUGUUAGUGCAGGAAGGAACCGCAGAUGCUGCUUGACACCGGAGACAGACACGAAAUGCUGGAGUAACUCAGCGGGACACGCGGCGUCUCUGGAGAGAAGGAAUAUCUGACGUUUGGGAGUCGAGACCCUUCUCCAGACGGCGUUGGGAUGGAGAAUCCAUGAUUCCAGCAGGAGCGGACCUCGCCUCGUCCCACUGAGAUCUCCCCUCUUAAAGAAUCACCCCUCAAGCUUUAGACCCUGAUGUCCAAAGGUAUAUCCCCCCAGACCCCGAGCCAGGACCAUGUUGGUGUGCUUGUGGGCAGCUGUGUCUAGCCAUGGCAUCUAGACCUGCCACCCGGGUGGCGCCGCCUUCGUCCAGGUUAAGCCGCAGGGUGCUGUUCAUCUUCAGCUUGUCCCUGUGUUUCACGUACCUGUGCUACAGCCUCCUGUACUGCGCCCACCCCGUCAUGCAGAGACCCCUGGGCUUUGCCGAGGACCGCGCCUGCUACUUGCUGCAGCUAGGGCCGCCGAAGAAACUCCUGCACAAGUCACAGUACUGUGGUGACUCGGAGCAGCCCGGCGCCGCCCGCCACGGCCAAGACCGAGACCCAGACCCAGACCAAGGCGCUCACCUCCGGGCGUCGCCUCCCGCCGACGGGCCGGUCACCCGGGGGGCUCCGGCGCUGCCUCCUCACCAACAGGACAGGAGCGCCAAUGGGACCUCCAGACUGGGCAACAAGCGCCUACCCAGGGCGAUCAUCGUGGGCGUGAAGAAAGGGGGCACUCGGGCCGUGCUGGAGUUCAUCCGCGUCCACCCCGACGUCCGGGCGCUGGGCACCGAGCCCCACUUCUUCGAUCGGCACCACGACAAGGGGCUGGACUGGUACAGAAGCUUGAUGCCGAAGACGUUGGAUGGCCAGCUGACCAUGGAGAAAACGCCCAGUUACUUCGUCACCAGGGAGGCACCAAAGCGCAUCUUCUCCAUGGCAAAGGUCACCAAGCUGGUGGUGGUGGUCAGGAACCCAGUGACCAGAGCCAUUUCGGAUUACACACAGACACUGUCCAAGAAACCCGAGAUUCCCACCUUCGAGGUGCUGGCCUUCAAGAACAGGACCCUGGGUCUGAUCGAUGCCUCUUGGAGCGCCAUCCGUAUUGGGAUCUACGCCUUGCACCUGGAGAACUGGCUCCAGUUCUUCCCCCUCUCCCAGAUCCACUUCGUCAGCGGGGAGAGGCUCAUCAUUGACCCGGCCGGAGAAAUGGGAAAAGUCCAGGACUUCUUGAGCCUCAAGAGGAUCGUCACUGACAAACAUUUUUACUUCAAUAAAACCAAGGGAUUUCCGUGCCUGAAGAAACCUGAGAGCAGCAGCCUGCCAAGAUGCCUCGGAAAAUCUAAAGGAAGGACUCACGUCCAGAUAGACUCAGACGUUAUUGAGCAGCUAAAAGAAUUUUACAGACCAUAUAAUAUAAAGUUUUAUCAAAUGGUGGGACAGGACUUUCGAUGGGACUAACUGUUAGCUGAAUUACACUUUGAGAAAAUAAAGGAAAUAACAUUUAUAAAUCUUGCACCAUACUCACCCAAGUGGUUUGUGAUGACACAUACAGUGAUGACAUCCAAGUCCAUGGAUAUUUUUAAGGUGCAGAUCAACAGAUUCGUGAUUGGUACGGGUGGCAGGGGUUAUGGGGCGAAGACAGGAGAAUGGAGUUGAGAGGGAAAGAUAGAUCAGCAAUGAUCGAAUGGCAGAGUAGACUUGAUGGGCCAAGUGGCCUUGUUCUGCUCUAUAAGUUAUGAACACGAUACAAGCCAGGCUGUGCCAGAGCUCACAUGAUGGGACCCUGAGGUUCGACAGAGAGCUUAAGGAUCUCCCUCCUGCAAUGGGAUUUAGGGAAGUCACUGCUGCAAACAGAAACAGACACUGACCAAUAACAAGGCAACCAUGGGGGAUAGCACAAACAAACCAUAGGACCCAAUGCUGGUCCUGCCACUAGAACACCUGUAGCAGAAACCAUUGUAGGGGAAGCCUUUGGGAAAACAGGACCAACCACUGGACCAACCACUGGCCCAUCCACUUGAAGAGAAACUGAAUGUGCAGGGGAAGUCCAUUGGGCAAACAGAAUUGGGCAACCAUAGGGGAAGGCUACUGAAGUACCUGCAGGGGAAAUUAAUGGACAAACCAGACGAACCACUGGGGUAAGAGAACAGACAAGUCAGGCAAGACACAUUCACACAUUCACACAACCACAGAAUAGUCACAGCAUGGGAGGAGGCCACUUAGCCCAUCAAAUCUAUAUUUGCUCUAUGUCAGAGCGAUUCAGCUGAUCUUUCCCCUCCACGGCACGGUGGCGCUGCAGUAGAGUUACUGCCGCACAACGCCAGAGAUCCGGGUUUGAUCUACGGGUGCUGUCUGUACGGUGUUUGUAUGUUCUCCCCGUGACCUGCGUGGGGUUUCCCCUUUCCUCCCACACUCCAAAGGUUUGUAGGUUAAGUGGUUUGGUGUCAUUGUAAGUUGUCCCUAGUGUGUGUAGGAUAGUGUUAAACCCCUAAUCCUGCAAAUUCAUGCUUUUUGCACGCCUGACCCCUUUGAACAUUUACAUGAAUGAUCGGUCUAUCCCCUCCCUGACUUGAAACACAUCUCCACGACACCCUCGUAAUAUUCUCUACCAUAAAUAAACACCUUAGCUUCUCCAGUCUAUCCCCUGUUUCACCUUUUAGUAAAUCUCGUCCACAACUCCUUCUCUUCAAAAACCUUGACACCACUCCUAAAAUGUGGGUCCCCACUACCAGACACAUUACUCCAGUUAAAGCCAGCCCAGUGCUUUAUGGAUGCUUGCUGAGAUGUUCAUAUAGAUGUUCACUAUCUUGCUCUUGAACUCUCUGCCAUUAAUUAUAAUCCAUGUAACGCAUGGACUUCGCUGACCAUUUGCUUGACCUGCCCAGCCGUUUCCAACCAACCAUACUCGCACAUCCCCAGAUAUCCCAAUUCUUAAACACCUUUUAAAAUUGUAUCCUCGAGUUUAUAAUUCAUAUUCUCGUGCAACCUACAAAAUGCAACCUGUCAUGCUUUGUAAUAUUAAACUUUAUCCAUCACCUUUUCACCCAUUCCAACAGUCUGUCGAUACCUUCUUGACACUUAUAGCUAUCCCUGUCAACAUUUGCGAUGCCUCUGAGUUUUCUAUAUAUUUGGAAAUUGUGUCACAUAAGCCCAAGCUUCAAUUAUUAAAAUACGUUAGAGUACUGGUCCUAGUAAUCACCCUGGGGAACUCUAUUGGAUUUUUUUUUUCCCAGGUCAAAUAAAAUGAUCUUUCACCACCAAUGUUUGUUCCCUGCUGCUUAACCAAUUUUCUAUCCACACUGCUACACAGCCCCUUUCAGUCCACAAUCUUAAAUCUAGAUGACAAGCCUAUUGUACAGCACUUUAUCACUUGCCAUAAACACACAAGUUGAUUACAAUCCCACCAUAAACCUUCUCUGUCAUAGAGGCACAGAGUUAUACAGUGUGGAAACAGGCCCUUCACCUGAACUUGCCCACACCGAUAAACAUGUCCCAUCUGCACAAGCCCCACCUGCCUGCAUUUGGCCCAUAUCCCUCUAAACCUGUCCUAUCCAUGCAUCUGUCCAAUUGUUUCUCAAAUGUUGCAAUUGUACUUGCCUCCACUACCUCCUCCGUCAGCUCGUUCUAUACACCCACCACCCUUUGUGUGAAAAAGAUAUCUCUCCGGUUCCUAUUAAACCCUUCUCUCUUCACCUUAAACCUAUGUCCCCUGGUUCUAGAUCCCCCUUCUAGUUUUCUGUGUGUUUAGAUAGAUAGAUACAUAGAUACAUAGAUUGUGUAUCUUUGUAGACAGUUAGAUCU
This is a messenger RNA of Leucoraja erinaceus (little skate), 3936 nucleotides long. Its product is annotated as heparan sulfate glucosamine 3-O-sulfotransferase 2-like. The transcript has 2 exons. Gene Ontology annotation, molecular function: [heparan sulfate]-glucosamine 3-sulfotransferase activity. Lineage: Eukaryota; Metazoa; Chordata; Chondrichthyes; Rajiformes; Rajidae. The coding region runs from base 421 to 1593 and encodes 390 amino acids. The record is from RefSeq and is a predicted model, not a curated record.